This is a messenger RNA of Condylostylus longicornis, 1619 nucleotides long. RefSeq lists its product as uncharacterized. Lineage: Eukaryota; Metazoa; Arthropoda; Insecta; Diptera; Dolichopodidae. Bases 137 to 796 code for a protein of 219 amino acids. The record is from RefSeq and is a predicted model, not a curated record. The transcript has a single exon.
UUCAAAGGGUACUUCAUAGAAUGAAGUAUUUUAAAUUUCUAUAAGUUUUCUUUAUUUUCAAAGUAUUCAAAAGUAGAAAAAGGAAAACACUCAAUACCAAAUAAGCCUAUUGUUUGAAAAUUUAAUAAAAGCAAUAAUGAAUACAAGAAUUGAAGUGUGUCAUGACUGUAAGGAUAAAAUAAAAAAUCUCAUAAAAAGUCCUGGUUAUAAACCUUUGGCAAAUCCAAAAGCAUGUGAAAAAUGUAAAUUAAAAACUGUUGAAAAAUCUUAUCAUGCUAUAUGUAAUCACUGUGCUGUAAAAGAACACAUUUGUGCUAAAUGUAUGGAAAUUAUCAAAGAUGAUGAGUGUAUUCCAUCCCCCAUUGUUACAUCAGAUAAAGAACAUCAGAAAUUUAAGAAAGAAAUCGAUAAAUUAAUAAAGACUUUGCCAGAACGUAAAAGGAACAAAUUUCUACGUUUUAUGCGUAGAGGCAAAAAGGUAAAAACUAAAAUUAUUCUACCAGCAACUAUAAAAGAAUCUGCUUCAGAGAAAAGCUUAGAAAAUUUAUCUGGUCAACAACAAAACGAGCAAAAUGAUUUUAAAGACUAUAAAAGUUCUAUAUCACCGAAAAAAUUAGUUGCCGCAGAGAAUUUAGCAGCAACAAGUGAAAAUAAUUCUGAGCAACAGUUAAAAACUUUUGUUGUCAGACGUGUUCCACAUUCCAAAGAGACAUUAUUGAGAAAAAUCGAAGAAUUAAGAAGAAUUGAAGAAGUCGACGAAACUGAAACUGAUGAAACUGAAAGUGAAUAUGAAUAAUUAAUCCUUUUAGGUUCUUUAUACGUAAUAAAAUUGUGAAAAAUCGAUACGUAAAUGACUACCUAUACAUAUGUACUUAUACAUGGAAGAGCGUACAAAGUCCUUUUAUUUCAAUGAAAGACUGUGUUUAAGUGAGCUAUAAGUAUGACAAUAAUAUUAUAUAAUUUAAAAAUUUUCUAAAAUAGGGAAACUUUAAUUCUAGUUGUCUAUAUUACAUAUAUAUAAUGCAGUUUGUCAAUGUUUUAAUAAAAAUAUUUCCGAUUAAUAUUUAAACUUAUUGUACAACGAAUAAUUUAAAAAAUUUCCAAACAAAUACAUACUUAAAUUUCAUAUUGAGACAAGAAUUAUGUAAUAGUGUUUUUAAAGUUCAAUCAGAAAUAUUUUUGAUCUUUAUGAUUUGUGAAAAUUUGGGGCAAAAAUGUUAUACUGCAGAGAUUUCCUAGCUAAUUAUUACAAUUGAUUUUAAGGUUGUGAUACCAAAUGCGUUGUUCCAUAUUACAUAUUGAAUGUCUAAAAUGUAUAAUAUUUUGUCUAAACGAGUGAUAGUAAAUGAAAAUUAAAACUUUGAAUAUUAUGUACAAAUUACUUUAGCAAAAUGGUAACUGUCGGUUAGUGCAAUUAAUCCACAAUCAAAUUUCAACCGUCUACAUUUGAAAUAAAGAAUAGCAAUUGUUCCUAUAAUUUUAAACUUGCAUUGUAUAAGUUAAAAAAUAGCUUAAGGAAUAUAUUGAAGUAAGAAUGUCAUUCGUGGCUAAAUUUCAAUUUUUCACAUAUAUUGUUUUUGAAAUACUUGUCUCAUUCAUUAUUUUUAAAGUAAAAUUUU